CAGAAAACAAUGACAUUCCUCCUCUCACGCACAACGACCACCCUCGUCGGCACCACCCUCGGCCUCGGCCUCACCUUCACCCUCCACCCUCUCUCGCCCUUCCGCGCCGCGCCCCUCCAAUGCCAAUACUCCGCCCCCUCCGCCGCCGGCACCUCCGAAACCAACUGGACCAUCCCGUCAUCAGACCCCACGCUCCUCAAACAAGGCCGCACGGGCCCGAUCCUCACGGCCUCGAACAUGCGGCAGGUGAGCUUGGGCAGCGUGCUGGGGCUGGUGGUGGGCGUGGGGCUGCGAGCGUUCUCGCGCGUGCUGGUCGUGUUGAUUGGGAUGGGGAUUGUGGCUGUUGAGUGGGCCGCGGCCAAGGGGUACAAUAUCCUGCCCAUCAAUACGGUCCAGAAAUACGUGAAGCGGGUGGAUUUGCAGGGCGCGGUGUCGAAGCAUAUCCCCUUUAAGUUGAGCUUUGGGGUGACGAUGGGGUUGGCUGCUUUUGCGCAGUUUUAAAUUUGAUUGUUGUUGUGGUGGUGGUGGUGGUGAGGUGGUGUGUUAGGGGGUUGAGAAGAACGGUUUAUGUAGAAUAAAUAAAAUGAGGGCGGACUUAUUCAACUU
Aspergillus aculeatus ATCC 16872 is the source of this 606-nucleotide messenger RNA. RefSeq lists its product as uncharacterized. The record is from RefSeq and is a predicted model, not a curated record. NCBI's taxonomy places the organism in Eukaryota, Fungi, Ascomycota, Eurotiomycetes, Eurotiales, Aspergillaceae. The transcript is spliced from 2 exons. Bases 10 to 501 code for a protein of 163 amino acids.